AUGGCGGAGGGACCUCAGUCGAUAUGGCAGAAGAUAGACCACGCGGUGAUCCCAGUGGUGAAUCUCGAGGUCCGGGAGGUCCGCGAGGUAUUAUGGGAGAAAAUACAAGAGCCUACUGCCCAAAGAAAGAUUAUCCUGGUGAUAGUCUCCAUCGCGUUGCUCCUAGACAACAUGUUGUACAUGGUCAUCGUACCUAUAAUUCCUGAUUAUUUGAGAUAUAUAGGUGCUUGGGGUGAGGCGGGUUAUGACCACGUCGUCACGCUAGCACCUUAUAAAGAAGGUAACAAAACCAUCACACCUACCAAAAUAAUACCGGCUUCGCACGAGGGCCAAGAAUCUGCGACCGGUGUCCUUUUCGCCUCUAAAGCCAUCGUGCAAUUGAUGAUUAACCCAUUCUCCGGUGCCUUAAUCGACCGUAUUGGAUAUGACAUACCCAUGAUGAUCGGACUUAUCAUUAUGUUUCUUUCCACUUCGAUAUUUGCCUGCGGCAGAAGUUACGGGAUGCUUUUCUUCGCAAGAAGUCUUCAAGGUGUCGGAUCAGCCUUCGCUGACACAUCUGGCUUGGCCAUGAUCGCUGAUCGAUUUACAGAAGAGAGUGAACGAUCGAAAGCCCUAGGAAUAGCUCUCGCGUUUAUAAGUUUUGGAUGUCUGGUGGCUCCACCCUUUGGCGGGGCAUUAUAUCAAUUUGCUGGCAAGGAAGUUCCAUUUUUAAUUCUUGCUCUGAUAUCCCUGCUCGACGGAUUUAUGUUACUACUUGUAAUGAAGCCUCUAAAAACACAAAUCAAAGAAGCUAACGAGCCAAAAGUUGCCGGCACACCAAUCUGGAAACUCCUGAUGGAUCCUUACAUUGCCGUCUGCGCCGGAGCCUUGAUGAUGUCGAACGUGGCGUUAGCGUUCCUUGAACCAACAAUUUCGUUAUGGAUGGAAGACAAUUUGACUAAAGAUAAUUGGAAGAUUGGUAUGAUAUGGCUACCAGCUUUCUUCCCUCACGUGCUUGGUGUGAUCAUCACAGUGAAGAUGGCUAGAAAAUAUCCCCAGCAGCAAUGGCUGAUGGCAGCCGGCGGCUUAGCUCUGGAGGGGCUGUGUUGCUUUAUUAUACCAUUCGCAAAUUCAUACAAAAUGCUAAUGAUACCAAUUUGCGGCAUCUGCUUCGGUAUUGCUCUGAUUGACACGGCUCUUCUUCCCACGUUGGGUUAUCUGGUCGAUGUGCGGUAUGUUUCUGUGUAUGGAAGCAUUUACGCCAUCGCUGACAUAUCAUAUUCAUUUGCCUAUGCUGUAGGUCCAAUCAUUGCGGGAGAAGUGGUUGAGGCAAUCGGAUUUACUGCCUUGAACCUCUUCAUAGCUUUCAGCAACCUUCUAUACGCUCCCGUAUUAGUGUAUCUCAGGCAUAUUUAUGAUUUUAAGCCAUUCGAAAACGAGGCAAAUAUACUCAUGGCUGAUCCACCAGAUAAGGAGUAUCAGACCUACAGCAUGCAAGACCAACGGCCUGUGAAUGGAGAUUACAAGAACCAUUUGGAAUACUCCAAUGUUGCUGGACAAGUAGCGUCAGGAACGCAGGAGUCCAAUGUUGAUGCCGGUUAUUCGUACGAUCAGUCUUAUCAAGGAGGGUAUCAGAAUUAUGGUCAAGGGUAUGAUCAGCAACAACAGCAGGGAUAUCAGCAGGAGUAUCAGCAGCAAGAACAGGGGUACAGUCAGGCUCGUCAGCUGCCAGCACAGCCCCAGCCCACGGCCAGCAAUCCUUUCCGGGCCCCUCAGCAGGCGGCUCCCGCCCCGGCUGCGCCGGCCCCUGGGCCCGUCAAGAACCCCUUCCGGCAAGGCUUCUAG
Amyelois transitella is the source of this 1824-nucleotide messenger RNA. RefSeq names its product vesicular acetylcholine transporter (gene VAChT). The transcript has a single exon. Gene Ontology annotation, molecular function: acetylcholine transmembrane transporter activity; xenobiotic transmembrane transporter activity. The record is from RefSeq and is a predicted model, not a curated record. Bases 1 to 1824 code for a protein of 607 amino acids. Lineage: Eukaryota; Metazoa; Arthropoda; Insecta; Lepidoptera; Pyralidae. Gene Ontology annotation, biological process: chemical synaptic transmission; transmembrane transport; xenobiotic transport. Gene Ontology annotation, cellular component: AP-1 adaptor complex; terminal bouton; AP-2 adaptor complex.